Molecule: messenger RNA, 2592 nt
Organism: Condylura cristata (star-nosed mole)
Lineage: Eukaryota; Metazoa; Chordata; Mammalia; Eulipotyphla; Talpidae
Gene: LRIG3
Product: leucine-rich repeats and immunoglobulin-like domains 3
Exons: 18
Coding region: 1-2592 (863 amino acids)
Molecular function (GO): protein binding
Source: RefSeq, a predicted model, not a curated record
AUGGGACACUGCCUUGACCGGUCUACACCUUGCGCCUCGGAAGAGCCGGGCCUGCACACAGGCGUGCUCGCUGGAGCCUGUCAGUCGGCCAAGAGGGGCGGCCGCUCGGCUGCUCGCGAGAGCCUCAAGGACUUAAGUCACAACCGAUUGUCUUUUAUCAAGGCAGAUUCCGUGAGCCAUCUUCGAAGCCUUCGAGAAGUGAAACUGAACAACAAUGAACUGAGGACCAUUCCAAACCUGGGACCGGCCUCGGCAAAUAUUACACUGCUUUCCUUAGCUGGAAACAGGAUUGCUGAAAUAUUGCCUGAGCAUCUGACACCGUUUCAAUCCCUUGAAACGCUGGACCUGAGCGGCAAUAAUAUUUCGGAGCUGAAACCUGCAUUUCCUCCUCUCCACCUGAAAUACCUGUAUAUCAACAGCAACAGAGUCUCCUGGAUGGAGCCUGGCUAUUUUGACAAUUUGGCCAACACACUCCUGGUUUUGAAGCUGAACAGGAACCGCCUCUCGGCCAUCCCGCCCAAGAUGUUCAGACUGCCCCAGCUGCAGCACCUUGAGCUGAACCGAAACAAGAUCAAAAACGUGGACGGGCUCACGUUCCAGGGGCUGGGCGCGCUGAAGGCGCUGAAGAUGCAGAGGAACGGGGUGACCACACUGAUGGACGGCGCCUUCUGGGGGCUGAGCGCCAUGGAGAUCCUGCAGCUGGACCACAACAACCUCACGGAAGUCACCAAAGGGUGGCUGUACGGCUUGCUGGCGCUGCGGGACCUCCACGUCAGCCACAACGCCAUCGCCGCCAUCAGCCCCGACGCCUGGGAGUUCUGCCAGAAGCUCAGAGAGCUAGACCUGACUUUCAACCACUUGUCGAGGCUGGACGACUCGAGCUUCCUGGGCCUCAGCCUGCUGGAAACCCUGCACCUGGGGAGUAACAGAGUCAGCUACAUCGCCGACUGCGCCUUCCGGGGACUCUCCAGGCUAAAGACUUUGGACCUCAAGGACAACGAAAUCUCCUGGACCAUUGAGGACAUGAGCGGGGCUUUCUCUGGGCUCGACAAGCUGCGGCGGCUAAUCCUCCAGGGAAACCGGAUUCGAUCUGUUACCAAAAAAGCCUUCGCUGGCUUGGAUGCGUUAGAACAUCUGGACCUGAGUGACAACGCCAUCAUGUCCUUACAAGGCAACGCCUUCUCGCACAUGAAGAAACUGCAGCAGCUCCGUGCACUUUACGACUUCCCCAAGCCCCAGAUCACGGUUCAGCCGGAGACCCAGUCGGCCAUCAAAGGCUCCAACUUGAGUUUCGUCUGCUCGGCCGCCAGCAGCAGCGAUUCCCCAAUGACUUUUGCUUGGAAAAAAGACAACGAGCUUCUGCACGACGCGGAGAUGGAGAACUACGCGCACCUGCGGGCGCGUGGCGGCGAGGUGAUGGAGUACACCACCGUCCUGAGGCUCCGCCGCGUGGCGUUCGCCAGCGAGGGCAGGUACCAGUGCGUCAUCUCCAACCACUUUGGCUCGUCCUACUCGGUCAAAGCCAAGCUUACCGUGAACAUGCUUCCGUCCUUCACCAAGACGCCCAUGGACCUCACCGUGCGCGCGGGGGCCACGGCCCGCCUGGAGUGCGCCGCCCUGGGCCACCCCGCCCCGCAGAUCGCCUGGCAGAAGGACGGGGGCACGGACUUCCCGGCCGCCAGGGAGCGGCGCAUGCACGUGAUGCCGGAGGACGACGUGUUCUUCAUCGUGGACGUGAAGAUCGAGGACAUCGGCGUGUACAGCUGCACCGCUCAGAACAGCGCGGGGAGCAUCUCUGCCAACGCCACGCUGACCGUGCUGGAAACGCCGUCGUUCCUGCGGCCGCUGCUGGACCGGACGGUCACCAAGGGCGAGACGGCCGUGCUGCAGUGCAUCGCGGGGGGCAGCCCCCCGCCCCGGCUCGACUGGACCAAGGACGACAGCCCCCUGCUGCUCACCGAGCGCCACUUCUUCGCGGCGGGCAACCAGCUGCUCAUCAUCGUGGACUCGGACGUGAGCGACGCGGGCAGGUACACCUGCCAGAUGUCCAACGCGCUGGGCACCGAGCGCGGCCACGUGCGCCUCAACGUCAUCCCCACGCCCACCUGCGACGCCCCGCCCCUGACGGCCGCCGCGCUGCCGGACGACGGCUGGGCCACCGUGGGCGUGGUCAUCAUCGCCGUGGUCUGCUGCGUGGUGGGCACCUCGCUCGUGUGGGUGGUCAUCAUCUACCACACGCGGCGGCGGAACGAGGACUGCAGCAUCACUAACACGGACGAGACCAACUUGCCCGCGGAUAUCCCCAGCUACCUGUCGUCCCAGGGGACGCUGGCGGACAGACAGGAUGGAUACGUGUCCUCGGAGACGGGCAGCCACCAUCAGUUUGUCGCCUCUUCCGGCGCCGGCUUUUUCCUGUCGCCGCAUGACAGCAGUGGGCCCUGCGCGCCGGACACCGGCAGCGAGGCGGACGCCGAGGCGGGCCCAGACCCCUUCCUCUGCCCCUUCCUCGGCCCCCCGGGCCCCGCGUAUCUGAAGGGGGGCGUCUGCGGCGCGGACCCCUGCGACGCCUACCACCCAGCGGGCGAAACCUAG